CCAUGGGGGGAGAGGAAGAGGAGGUCGAGAGCGAGGACUGGGUGCGUGAGAACGGUUUGUCAAUCGCUGUCCUCGCGCAGACACGGAUCAGGCCCGCUCUCGCUCUGCGCCCAUCUCGGACGCCGUGCUCGUACCAUCCUCCCGUGGGCCGUGCGCACUGCGAGCCGCUCAAACAUCCGUGUACACUCUGGGAAAGCGUGCGUGCUCUUCGAGUACGUAUUGAAGCCGCCGCCAAGUCGUCCCAGCCUCGCUGUACCCAGGAGCUGCCCAUGACCUGCCUCGUUCACCCCCGCGUCCGGCACGUUGCAGCGCUUCUCAGACGCCCACCCUGAAGCCUAUAUCGCAAACCCUGCUGCCAGCUCCCUCCAACACCCCUCGUCGUCCUCCUCGGCUCCCUUGGUAUGCAGCCAGCCAUGCAGGCCUACCCCGCCGGCGACCCCCAGUACUAUUCCCAGACUAACUACGCUCAGCCGCAGGCUGCCUACUAUGCUCAGUUCAAUCCCUACCCGUCUUAUCAUCCUCAGAAUGGAACUGCACCCUUUCCAGCGUACCCUGGAGCGCCGUACGACUCUCCUGGGCAGUAUCCGACGCCGGCACCCAUGCGGAGGAAGCUCAGUCAAGGCCGAAGUGCGUCGUCGGCACCAACCAUACAAACAACUCCCAGCCGUUCCGGCACCCCUGCGGGUCCUCUGAAGUCUGCCAUGAAGAAGCAACUGGACCGUGCAGCCUCAAUGGGGACUGUGCCGCUAGCCAGGCGUACCACCAAUGAGUCACGACAGAGGGCCAAUUCCUUAACCAGACCGAGGAGCAGGACCGGCUCGAUUCCCGCGUUCGUUCCUGACCACAUAUUUGUGUCAAUCUAUUCUGCUGGUGAUUUGCGGAUAGACAACGUUGCAUAUCAGUCUACGCUGGACGACCUCCGGGAACUCGUCCUGCCGAUGUGGCCGCAUGGCAUUGAGUAUGAAGACAGCCGAGGCGACAACUGGCGAGUACGCUUUUCAAGAGGCCCGUGGACCAGCAUAGGCGUCGAUGCCAUUUUGGCUCAGCGACUCAUAUGUUGUCUCUACACCGUCCUGGCUCGUCAAGGCUACUCACAUGUGACGACCGUGCAAACUGGCAGUCCAAGGAGGCCGGGCAAGCUCGUCUUCGCCGAGACAGUCCCGGACCCCGACGUGAGGAUCUUCGCGACAAUGUUCGACCCCUCCAAGCUGCGCCUCACUCUGCUCGACGCGCCGCGGGAGCUCGUCGAGGACUUCGCGUCCAGCCUGCGGCCCAUGUUCCCGCGCAAGGUGAUGUCGUACGGCGCGAACGAGGACGGUGUGCACGUCAUCGAAGUCAAGCGCGAAGGCUUCCGAUCGCGCGAAUCAGAACGCAACCUCUUCAACGCAUGCAUGCUGCGUUUCUUCAACAGCGCGGGCUACAAGCUCGACGGGAGCAUCCCGCUCGGCAGGAAGGACCCUAUGUUCUGGGGCUCGCGCAAGGAGGCGUGGAUCUUCCGCAGUAUGCCGAUGCGCAGACCGGAGAGCCGGCAGAAGCAGUGACGACUGACGAGCGUGUCCGAUUUGUCGCGUAUAUGGUGUACAUUGUCCUUCCUUCAGGUUAUAGAUCGACUUUAUCUGACACGGAUCAUGGCGGUACAAGAGAACGCAAGGGGAAUCUGCAGAAAUGUAAGGAACUUGUCAGGUUGCUGCGAGGUAAUAACGCUACCGCGUGUGCAUUGAUUACUUCGGCUUCGGGGGCUUUGUGGUCUUGACCUGUCCCAUCACGACAGUAGG
Messenger RNA from Rhodofomes roseus, 1775 nucleotides. RefSeq lists its product as uncharacterized. The record is from RefSeq and is a predicted model, not a curated record. Lineage: Eukaryota; Fungi; Basidiomycota; Agaricomycetes; Polyporales; Fomitopsidaceae. Bases 402 to 1541 code for a protein of 379 amino acids. The transcript is spliced from 5 exons.